AUGAAGGAUAAUACCAUGGAUGUCGCUGAGUGGAAAGAGCUACUCAAAGACAUCUUGGGCAUCGAAGAUCAAGUCGUCCUCACACGGGGAUCUGAUGAUGGGGCUGUGAGACGACCUGGUUUGUUGACUAUCGCAGCGGCUGUAGAGAACAUCAGGGCACAGAAGAAGGAUGAGAAAACGAAUGGAGGAUCCCCUCCUUCCGCUGACAAAGAUUCUUCUCAGCCUUCUCAAGGACCCCGUGCACCUCCUUCCUCUUUCACGGAAGGAGCUGAAGAGAUUCAGAAGAUCGAGAAGUCAGAGAAGCAAGAGAGCGAUAAACGCGUGGAGAUGUACAACAAUUUACUGUCAGAGUUGGAGAGAUUGAAAAAGGAGAGGGAUGUGUUGGAGGAGGAGAGCAAAAAGCUCAGGGAGGCGCUACAUGCUACUAAGGACACAGCAACUCAACCAACAGUUGUGUUCCAACACCGCGAGCUAGACGAUCACUGGCAGAGCAAGCUUGCACAGCUCAGCGCAGCUAAGACGACAGAGAAGAUGUUGGAAGCGCUUCAUCAGCAGAUUGCGUCAGGAGACGAGGUCCUGCAGUCUCACAGCCUGUCAUCGGGAGCUAUCAACGAGCGAGGAGUCGACCUGUCGAAAGAGAAGGGCCUUUCUGAAGAUUCAACUCUUGAGCAGGUUCAGGGCAGAAUCAGGCAAGUUCUGGUUGAGCUGCACCUGCGAACGCGACUGGAAGCGCAGCGGCUGCGAGAGGCCGUGAAGAUGACAGAGGAUGCGGUCCAGUCCGAGCAGAUGCAGAAGCUUUCUCUUCAGCUAGUGGCGCAGGAGAACGAGCUGCAGAGAUUGAUGGAGAUGAAGGUGGAAGAGAUUCGCAGGCAUGCAGAAGAGGAGAUCUCGAAGAUCGAUGAGACUUACGACCAGAGGAUCCGGGAGGAAUGGGUGCAGGUGAACACGCAAGCUGAACAGCUCCACGAUCAUGCGUUGAAGAUCAAGGAGAUACAGCUCGCCCUGGAGAGCGAGAGAGAGCUGGAGAAGGAGCGGGAGAACCUCAAGAAAUAUUUCGAGCAAACAUCGCAGACGUACGUGGGGAGGAUCAAGACGCUGAAAGAAACCGUCUACAAGUUCAACGAAGACUACGUGCAUCAGCUGUCCUUGGCAGCGGACGCGCUCAAGGAUGCUGUCGAAUCCGGCAGAAACUGUUCCAAGGAGGUCAAGUUCCUUAGGAAGCUGGCAGGCAGGCAAGCUCAUGCUCUGGCUCCGUCUGACUGCGGGGCAGGAGGAGAUACAGCUGUUGACGCAGCCUUAUCGACGAUCCCGAUCAAAGACGAGAUGAAUGUCUCGACCAUGGAUGAGCUUCAGACUCGUUUCUUCUCUGCCUCUCUCGAGGCUCGUCGUAGGCUGCUAGAGCUGGUGGGGACAGGAAUGUCCAAACUUUAUGACCUGGGAGGAAGCAUCAACUUCCGCCACCCUUCCCCGACCGAUAGUCUUCCUGAGGGAGACGACCCUGCUGCUGUGCUCAAGAGAGCAGGGAUCUGGGUGUACCGAGGGCGGAUAGCGCAAGCCAUGCAGGAGCUCGAGGUUCUCGAAGGCCGUCCUGCGCAGGCGAUGAGCGGGUGGAUGGAAGAGGCUCGGAGACGGCUGGUGGUGCAGCAGGCGUUGCAAGUGCUUCAUGCGCACAUCUCCCUUUCAUCGACACAACUCGCUUGA
Molecule: messenger RNA, 1701 nt
Organism: Guillardia theta CCMP2712
Lineage: Eukaryota; Cryptophyceae; Pyrenomonadales; Geminigeraceae
Exons: 8
Coding region: 1-1701 (566 amino acids)
Biological process (GO): cristae formation
Cellular component (GO): MICOS complex
Source: RefSeq, a predicted model, not a curated record